This is a messenger RNA of Nicotiana attenuata, 1274 nucleotides long. Its product is annotated as bidirectional sugar transporter SWEET12-like. Gene Ontology annotation, molecular function: sugar transmembrane transporter activity. Gene Ontology annotation, cellular component: membrane. Lineage: Eukaryota; Viridiplantae; Streptophyta; Magnoliopsida; Solanales; Solanaceae. Gene Ontology annotation, biological process: carbohydrate transport. Bases 126 to 1010 code for a protein of 294 amino acids. The transcript is spliced from 6 exons. The record is from RefSeq and is a predicted model, not a curated record.
CCUCAUUUCACAGCCAAGUACAAAUUAAAACUUGCUACUCUUUUGCAACUCUAGCAUUUUAGGUGAGAGACCGAUCGAGUGCUAGAAAUUUGCAAUUCUUGGCUAGAAACUUACUUAAAAAAGAGAUGGCGGGUAUUUCUGGUCACUGGGCUUUUGCUUUUGGUGUCCUUGGUAACAUCGUCUCGUUCAUUGUGUUCCUUUCUCCACUGCCCACGUUUUAUAGAAUCUACAAGAAGAAAUCAACUGAAGGCUAUCAAUCGAUUCCUUAUGUGGUUGCUCUAUUUAGUUCCAUGCUUUGGAUAUACUAUGCAUUUCUCAAGACCAACACGACACUUCUCAUUACUAUAAACACUUUUGGGGUCUUCAUUGAAACUAUCUACGUCGGUUUCUACCUUUUCUACGCACCAAAAAAGGCUAGGGUCCAAACUGUGAAAAUGCUCCUAUUAUCAGUGGUGGGUGGAUUUGGUGCUAUAGUUCUGGUUACCCAAUUUCUGUUCAAAGGAGCAGUUCGUGGACAAGUUGUUGGAUGGAUUUGCCUUGUGUUUUCCUUGUGUGUGUUCGUAGCACCCUUAGGCAUUGUGAGAAAAGUUAUAAAAACAAAGAGUGUGGAAUACAUGCCAUUACUCCUGUCAGUGUUUCUCACGUUAAGUGCAGUGAUGUGGUUCUUCUAUGGUCUUCUACUUAAAGACAUUAACAUUGCUGCUCCAAACGUAUUGGGAUUCUUCCUUGGUAUUGUCCAAAUAGUGUUAUAUGUAGUAUACAACAAAAAAGAGAAGGCAAACCUAAAAGAGCAGAAACUUCCAGAGAUACAAAAGCCAGCAGUCAUAGUGGUGGAUGAGAAGAUGAAUAACACGAAGUUCCCAGAACUAACACAGGAACAGAUUAUUGAUAUUGUGAAGCUUGGUUUACUAGUUUGUUCAGAUAAAGUACACGUAGCGUCGUGUCCGCAUGAUAAUACAUGUGUAGCUAAAGUAGAAAACAUACCCAAGCUGCAAACUGUGAAAGCCUAAAAUAUACCAUUCACUUCUGGAAUUGGCAGUGAUUUUAGUAUAGUUACGCACCAAUUCUUGUCAUUCCUCUUCUUUUUCCUAAUAUCCUAAUGUGUUUGUGCACAAGUUAAUUCUUACUCAUGUUUCGUGUAAGCUUUCUCUUGUAAAUGUACGCAAAAGGAUGAAAUAGUUGUCUUGCUACUUAUAUAUAGAGAGGCUGCUGGCUGUGUUGGCUAGAUUAUAUUCUGUAAUUCAUACUAGCAAUAAAAAUGAUAUUUUAUCCAA